Messenger RNA from Helianthus annuus (common sunflower), 1484 nucleotides. RefSeq names its product E3 ubiquitin-protein ligase SIS3. The transcript is spliced from 10 exons. Bases 142 to 1224 code for a protein of 360 amino acids. Lineage: Eukaryota; Viridiplantae; Streptophyta; Magnoliopsida; Asterales; Asteraceae. Gene Ontology annotation, biological process: sugar mediated signaling pathway. Gene Ontology annotation, molecular function: ubiquitin-protein transferase activity. The record is from RefSeq and is a predicted model, not a curated record.
AUUCACUUCCAUCGACAUCAACACCCAUUGCUUCACUCAAUUCUCUAAUCCAACCUUUCCCCCUUUCAGAUUUCAACCUUUUACGUCAACAAUCAGCACUGGAGUGAAAGCUAGGGUUUUGUCACUUGAUUCGUCGUCACAAUGACGAUCAAGGGCCUAGAUUUUAAGUGGUAUGAUGGGUUUUUCCUAUCAAUGCUUGCCACUAGCAUAAUAAUUAUUGCGAUUAAUUGGAAGCAUUAUCAUAUGUGCACGCACCCCUUGCAUAUAUGGAUUGUGGUUGAUUACGCAACCGUUUUUGUGUUCCGGCUCUUGAUGUUUUUGGAUAAUGGACUUGCUGCAGGAAUGGGAUUGGAUUUUGGCCCGCAGCAGAGACAUGCUCGUUUUCGUGGAAGAUUGGUGGUUUUAUCAAUUCUCUGUUUGUUUCUCUACCCUUUUCUCUGGGCAUGGACCGUUAUUGGCUCGUUAUGGUUUAUUAACUCAAGAGACUGUUUGCCUGAACAAGGUCAGAAAUGGGGUUUUCUUAUAUGGUUGCUUUUCAGCUACUGUGGACUCCUUUGCCUUGCCGGAUGGUCUAUUAAGACAUGGUUAAGAAGACGGCAAGCUCAUUCACUACGCGCUCAACAGGGAAUUCCUAUUUCAGAAUACGGGGUUUUGGUAGACAUGAUCCGUGUGCCAGAUUGGGCAUUUGAAAACGCUGCAGGCCAAGAGAUGAGAGGCAUGGGUCAUGAUGCGCAUUCAUAUCAUCCGGGCCUUUACUUGACUGAAGCUGAGAGAGAAGCAGUGGAGGCGUUGAUCCAAGAACUUCCAAAGUUCAUGCUGAUAGCCGUUCCUACCGAUUGUAGUGAGUGUCCAAUUUGUUUGGAAGAAUUCCACGUAGGAAACGAGGUGCGCGGGCUUCCUUGUGCACAUAAUUUCCACGUGGGAUGUAUCGAUGAAUGGCUUAAGCUGAACGUCAAAUGCCCUAGAUGCCGGUCUUCCGUGUUUCCGGAUCUCGACCUUAGCGCACUCUCAACUAUCCCCGCUGAGGUUGACCAGUCGUCUCUUGCAACAACUCGUUACAUGAGAAGUCAACCAUCUAGUCAAAGUUAUCUGUUGCGAAUGCAGGGUUUCCUCCGUCCUGUUCAUACAGGUUCGGGGUCUGAUAACACUUUAGAAGCUGCGGAAAACGCAGGUCAACCAUCUGAAAGUCAAAACAGGCACACAGGUGCGGAGCCUGAGCGAUAAGUCUUGAAAGUGGGAGUCACUAGUUCAUGCAUAAAGCACUAACAGAGAUCAUACCAAAGUACGGUGGAUUUGAAUGUUAUCGAUCAGUUUGAAUCGCUCUACUUUUAGCCCGCAUUACAAAUUGGGACUUGAUCAUCUUUAUUAUACUUUUGUUCUUGAUACACCACAAGAAAACAAGGUUUAAUGUAAAGAAAAAUGGUCAUAUUGUAAGCAUAUUUUUGGCAGUCCAAUAUCAUGAGAACAUCAAUUUGGGCCUAAAA